This is a messenger RNA of Moneuplotes crassus, 2571 nucleotides long. The record is from the annotation of a GenBank genome assembly. NCBI's taxonomy places the organism in Eukaryota, Ciliophora, Spirotrichea, Euplotida, Euplotidae.
UAAAAUUUAUACAUAAUUAUUUGAAAAUGCAGAACGUUAGACUAAGUAAGGCUUAUAGCCAUAAGCAGCCACCCAGUGAUUACUUCAAGAAAGUGAGAAAAAGUGAAGGACCUCAGAAGAAAGGAGAGAAGUUGUAUAAGAUAAAUAACUAUGUUUCACAGGAUUCAAGUCCAUAUGAGACCAAUUCUGUGUCUUCCUCUGCUAUUAUGGGCAAUUUUGGUACUGCUUCUUCAGAGAUAGAAAAUAAUAAGAAUUUUGAAGUUUUGCUGAAGCAACAGAAGGAAUUGCUAGAUUUGCAAUCAAGUGUUCAAAAGUCUCUCCAAAUGAUACAGGAGAGGCUCAAAGAAGAGAAGACCACAAAAGUUAUGAAGAAGAAAAAGGAUAAUUUGGCCAGGAUCUCAAGUGCUUCAUGAUACAAGAAGGAAGCAGCCACUCCUGAAAAGACUUAUCAGGGAUCUUCAAUGCUGCACCGAUCCCAAAGUGGAACUGGCCUUUCAAUGGGGACUAGUUUUAAGAGAAGGGUUAAGAACAAUCAAUCCUUUGUUUCACAUGCAAAGGGAUAUGUUGAUUAUUCAGAAGUUACAAACGAGGGAGAUUCUGUUAUUCCGAAAGAGAUGGUCUCUCCAUGAAAGAAAAUUGUGAAUAAGUCCAUUUGCAAAAAUGAUGGAUCAGCAAGAAGAACAAGAGCAAUGCGGUCACAUGUUGCUUCAAAGGAGCCAACCCAGAGAAGUUGUAUGCUGAACACCAGUAUAAAUAAUGCUAGCUCUAUUGGAAAGACUUUCCACAGGAAGAAGAGAGAUAACAAAUCUUUUAUCAACUUCAAUCCUAAAACUGAUAUUAGGGCAAAUACUCCAUUUUUGAACAGAAAGACAAACAAGACUCCUUGCAAGAAUAACUUGAGCAUUAUCCAUAAGAGCCAGAAGGAUAUUGAGGGGAGAGAGAUGUCUAGGAAUAAUCCAACUAAGAUGCUCAGGCUUGAGCUUUUGAAAGCAGGAAGAAAUGUCACCAUGAAACAUUUGAACAACUUAUGCACUAGAGCAACACCCGAAAUAAAAUAAGGCAAUGCAGGUCUUCUGUAUGCUUCUGAACGUAUUCAAGCUUGAAGAGAGGAGGAUCAAAGUCACAACUUAUAUGAACUGGGGCAGCUUAUGAAAAUAUAUAUGCAAGCAUAACACCUCGAUCACAUCUGAAGUGAUCAGUGCUGCCAACAAGAUCGAGAAGGGAGCUUUCAAUACUGACCUGAUGGAGAAAAUGAUCGAUGAGUUCCAGCUGAUCGACCUCAGAGGCAAAGUUGACUCCUCCCUGAGGGUCAUUUAUGGGUACCUCAAGGCAGCUGUAGAAUUUUAUGAUUUAAAACAAAACCCUCGACAAGAAACUGAUAAGAAAUGCUAUUCUUCUGUUAUAGAUUCCCACCUAAAUCAGGAAAGAUCGUUGGCAAAGCCACAAAUCACUGAAAGACUUGAAAGCAAAAGGAAGUACAGCGACUUAAGCUGAUCCAAAGAUGGCAACAAUAUUAUGAAGAAGACUUAUAAGAUCAAUCAGAAUGAAGAUUCCUUUUAUUCCAGCAAGAAAUCAGGAAAUUAUCAGAAACACAAGAAUACAGCCCCUCAAAGAGUCAAUGAGAGUGUCAAAACAAUCUUGAUGAAGCCAGUCAAGACAAUUAACGAAAGUUUUGAGAAAAGAUCCACACUAACAAGAUCCUUUUCCAAUUUUUCAAGAAAUCCCAAAAAUACAUUUAAACUAAACAGGGAUGCUGCUCAGCAUAAUGAAAAUGAGAGUGAGCCGAACGAUGCUUCUAACUUGCCUUCUCCUGUAAAGCAUAACAAGCCAUUAAUGACGAGGAUCAACCCUAAGCUUGCUCAAGACUGUAACAUAAGUUCCUCUAAGGAGUCAAUACGGAAGGUUAUUAUUGAGUCUCCUCUUAAGGAGAUGAACAAAUCUAUCAGUAAUAAUAAUUUAUCAUUGAUGCAGAUUGAUUCUGUAACGAAGAUUAUUACUGAAGAAUCUUUUGAAGAUAGAAGCAGCAAUUUUUAUGAAACUCCGAAGUCAAUUUUUAAUACCUUCACUAAUGAACAACAUCCGUUCGAUUCUUACAGGAGAUAUGCAAGUGAGCAUGAGCAAGAACUUAAGGUGAAGCCUGAGAAAUUUGAAAAUAUUGAGUUUGAAGAAAGCGAUUCUAGCUAUUCUGAGCUGAAUAUUGAUCUAAAGCAGUGAGAUAAGGCUAGUAAUGACUCUUCCAAUAUGACUCCGAGAUUAGAGAGACAGAAGGAUAUUCAAACACCCAAGAAAAUGAACAGAGAAAUCACUUUCACAGAAAGUAUGGCUAGGCCAAAGCUGUCUCCUGAGCAUAUUGCCAUAGUUCAGAAACUGACAAGCAAUAGAAAGAGAGAAAUUGAGGAGCAAGAGAACGAACUGAGUCCAACAUCCGUUCACAACUGACAAGUUCCCGUGUUCACACUUGAAAGCACCAAAAGCCUGGAGAAGGAGAACUCAGACAUGUUCUCAAGCCCUGAGUCUAUCAGAGAGAAAAGAAGACUAGAAAUAAUGGAGAGGCUCGACAAUUUAUUAUAG